AUGGGCUGGAACAAUCCUAUUCCAAGAUCACUCAAGAGCGAGUGUAAAAAGGCUGCCAAAGUUCUAGCCUCCUUCAUCAAACCGAACCAGGCACUUGGUCCCGAGGAAAUCAUUCCUCAUGAUGUGCUUCUCAAUGCCAAAGGUAUGGCCAUCCUCACCGUACUCAAGGCCGGUUUUCUAUUUUCUGGCCGUGCAGGAUCCGGUGUCGUUGUGGCACGUCUUCCUGAUGGAACAUGGUCUGCUCCUUCUGCCAUUGUUACUGCUGGUGCCGGCGUUGGAGGACAGAUUGGUGCGGAAGUGACCGAUUUCGUCUUUAUUCUAAACACAGACGCCGCAGUUGAGUCAUUUGCCCAAUACGGCUCUAUUACUCUAGGUGGUAAUGUCUCCGUUGCUGCAGGUCCCCUAGGAAGAAAUGCUGAAGUCGCUGGUACUGCCUCUUUGAAGAAUGUUGCUGCUGUUUUCUCGUAUUCUAAGACUAAAGGUUUGUUUGCUGGUGUUUCUGUCGAAGGUUCGGUGCUUGUUGAGAGAAGAGAGGCAAAUAGAAAGUUUUACGGUGACAAUUGUAAAGCUCGGUAUAUUCUUUCCGGCCAGGUGGCACCUUCACCGGGAUGUGCUCCCUUGAUGAAAAUCUUGCAGAGCAGGGCCUUCAGUAGAGUUCCUGCUGAUGGCGAGUACUAUUCGGAUGAUGACAAUUACUAUGACGAUAUUCCAUCCACCUUCAGCACCGAUGAUAGCAGUUAUGGUGAUUCUAGACGUAGUAGAAGAGGCACUGUGGGUUCCAAUUCUGCAAGGUAUAGAGAGUCUAACAACCACCACGACGAUGACGGCUUUGAAGAUGGUGAUAACUCUGCAAAAGCCUACUACCAGCGUAAUCGCCAUCAGCAAAGUGGCCAUGGCAAUGCCACGUCUUGGGAGGACAACAUCUAUGAUAAGUAUGACUCUAAAUCGAGAUCUAGAUCUGGCACUGAUGGUGGCUACAGACCAAGAAGCGACAAGCCUGAUUUCAGACCUCCCUCACAAAAAUUGACCUCCUCUGCUAUCGGUUCCACUGCCGGUUCCGCUACUAGUGCCUCUUCGGUUAAUAAGAACAAGGCAAUAGCAUUAUAUACUUUUGCAGGCCAGCAAGAUGGCGAUUUACCAUUCAAGAAAGGUGAUGUUAUCACUAUCGUCCAGAAGUCUGAUACUUCUGAUGAUUGGUGGACGGGUAAACUUGGCUCCAAGAGGGGAAUAUUUCCUGCAAACUACGUGGAAAUGGUUUAG
Brettanomyces nanus is the source of this 1260-nucleotide messenger RNA. RefSeq lists its product as uncharacterized. Gene Ontology annotation, cellular component: actin cortical patch. NCBI's taxonomy places the organism in Eukaryota, Fungi, Ascomycota, Pichiomycetes, Pichiales, Pichiaceae. Gene Ontology annotation, molecular function: phosphatidylinositol binding; actin filament binding. The record is from RefSeq and is a predicted model, not a curated record. Gene Ontology annotation, biological process: actin filament bundle assembly; actin cortical patch localization. The transcript has a single exon. Bases 1 to 1260 code for a protein of 419 amino acids.